Amorphotheca resinae ATCC 22711 is the source of this 2550-nucleotide messenger RNA. RefSeq lists its product as hypothetical. Gene Ontology annotation, molecular function: protein binding. NCBI's taxonomy places the organism in Eukaryota, Fungi, Ascomycota, Leotiomycetes, Helotiales, Amorphothecaceae. The record is from RefSeq and is a predicted model, not a curated record. The transcript has a single exon. The coding region runs from base 42 to 2435 and encodes 797 amino acids.
UGCAACAACAAAGCGGCAUAAACAUGACGAUAUCAUAACGAAUGUCCCUGGGAAGUCGCAUUGUAAAAAGGGGCAGGGUCGCAGCCGUUCCCAGUCUCGCCUCGACUCCCAGGGAACCUCUACUGUUUCUCUACCCUCAAUGGAUCAGAAAUUACUCAACUGCAUCCAUCAGACCAGCUUUCGACGGGGACCGCAACCUGUCGACACCCUCUGUUCGACAUACAGAUACUCCAUCAGGUCCUGGUACCCAGGUUCUGCAACCAGCUAUCAGCAAGGAGUCGACAGAGCCCAGCUCCGGUAAAAAUAAACAUGAGGAGAUCCAUGGAGAGUCCACGGGCACCAGCAGCGCAGACAAUGCUCACAAUACAGAAGAUGAUGCUCGACCCAUCACGUCCCAGCCGACGAAGAUUACGACAGGUCCUACGAAGAAUCGAGUUGGAAGAACCCCUGAACUCACGCCAAACGUCCCAAUAAUCCGCAGACUCUACCAAGCAAGUUUAAAAGCCAGACAGAAUGCAGCUCGCGAACGCUCUGUUAAGAAGGCAUACCAAACCUAUAAAAGGGAGCAGAUGAGGUCUUGGGACCCUGAUUGGCGGGUUAUACUUUCAGAUCUUUCCACCCAUACACCGAAGAAUGAAAAAUGGCUUGACCAAGCGCUCAACGUUGUGGUGCCUGAAAGCGCCGCAGGAAAGUUCUUGUACGGAGUGGAUACCAACAUGUGGGACAUUGGGGAAAGAUACGGCUGUUCGAUCGAGCUCAACGGUCGAAAUCCGGAGACAGGGGAAUAUCGAAGUUUUCUCCUCUCAGGAUCUGCAACCGCAAUUCGAAAGACGACGGCAGAUAUUCUGCGGAUUGCCCCAGAGACUAAAUUGAAGCCUACUAUACACAAGGGGCUUGCUCCUACGGGCAUUAAGACAAAUGCUGUACGGUCCAACAAAGCAAAUGAAGCGGAUGGCGGGCGACAUGCGAAAGUUCGAACCGUUAAAUCUGGGGGACAUCGCAGAAUCCAGACAGUGAGAGCCGACAAGGUCCCGAGGCCGACAGAAUGGACUCAACAAUCUUUCGCUGAUUAUGUGACCGACCUGACAUCCGUUGAGAUGCCAAAUCAUAUCCAUCGAUUGAUAUACAAGGAUGGAGAAACUCACGUUUCGGCCGUCAUAGCCAUUUUACGGAAAGUCUUCCAAGACCCAGACUGUAGAUCUUCAAUCUCUCGAAAAGCAUUCAACACGGCGAUGGCAUACUUUAUCAAGGCAAACCAAAUCGAAGAUGCGAGAAUUUUCUUUGUUCACAUGGAGAUGAUGAAGAUACAACCGGAGGUAGAGACCUUUAAUAUCAUGUUAAGGGGGGCGGCAAAAUCUGAGGACCUUCACAAUUUCCACUUCAUACUUCAUUUGAUGCUGCGACGAGGCAUCUCCCCGAACUACAAAACAUGGAUUGCUUUCAUGAUGGCAAUUCCCGACCUUCGCAUCAAGUUAUACAUCCUUACCGCAAUGAGAGAGAGGGGGCUACUGCGCCAUAUCGCAACCAUAAGGGCCGUCUGUGAACAACUUGUUUCCCAAGAAAUCUCGACUUCCUUAGAUAAUGGCCAGAGCCAGGAUGAGUUUCUUCGUCACAUGGAUUCCCGUUACGGAACGUCCUGGCUCACGGUCUCCAGUGCUAAUCGUAUUCUGGAUGCACUGGGGGAGCGUGGUCUCGUCUCCCGCAGCUGGGACUUCCUAGACGUUAUGUCUUCUCGUUUCGUCAAACCGGACCAUGUGUCCAUUGGUAUGAUCCUCAAUCAUUGCAGGCAUUCAAUGAAUGUGACUGGUGCCAUUGAGGUUAUGAAAAGUAUCUCACCAUCUAUUGGGUUUGUGCCACAUGAGGAUACCUAUCACAUUUUAUUCGAGUUGGCCUGGCGUUCGAGGAGUUAUAAUCUUGCAAGGGUGGUUUGGAGAUAUGCUUGCUUGAAUGCUCUAACGACUUGGAAAAUGAGAAGUCGCGUUAUGUCAAGCGUACGGGCUGCCCGCUUGGAAACAGAGCAUGGCACAAAUUCACAUCAGAGGUGGAACCAGCAAGCAGGUUUCUUCAUUCUCGGCAAUGGUAAUUUGAGUGAACGCCCAAUGCCCCUUGCUGGGCCAGUUGCAGGAGACGAAAUAACUAGCAGCCUUCCGGUUGUUGUUAAGAAAUCCCCCUCCAAGGUGUCAACACGGGUUGACGUUAUCUCAGAGCGUCUCGACAAGGAAUGUUUAGUUUUCCAACAGUGGGAGCCCGCGAAACCCCUUGCUGAUUUGUUGGAGGAAGCCUGGGAGCGUGACAAGGAGUGGAAAAGUUUAGCAAGCUCUGAUCUGUACAGAGAGUCGUGGGGCCUUGAAUGGAAGCUGGAGAGAGCAGUCAGUGUCCCGGUACAAUAUAAGGAUGCGUCGACCAGUGACCCCAAAACGGUGGAAUGGGCGUGAAGCUCGGGAAAGGAGGAUUUAGGUGUACUGUAUAUAUGGCAGAUAUAGGUACCAGGUGGAAGAGUGUAGGAUAGACGUAUUGGCAUCAUGCGGAAUAAUAAUAUAAGCUCCGUCU